AUGCUGGUGCUGGUGAUCUGUGUUGGAUAUUUCAUAUUUGACAUCGGAUGGUGUAUAUGGUUCUAUGAUCCAAAUGAGAAAUUCAUGCUUCUUCAUCACAUACUGACAAUAUUUGGAAUGUUUCUUGUCUUACACAGUGGAAGGGCAGGCACCGAACUCAGUGCUACCAUAUUUGGUACUGAGCUUUCCAACCCAUUUCUGCAGAUACGCUGGUUUAUGCGAGAGUCGGGAUAUGACAACACGUGGUUGUAUGAAAUUAAUGAUUUUGUUUUUAUGAUGGUGUUUUUCAUUUGUCGCUCUUGUAUUGGAACGUAUUUCCUUUACACUGAAUGGUCGCACCCACGUCCUUGGUUACGGUUUAAACUCGGUGGGACUGCAAUCUAUCUAAUUAGUGUAGUAUUUACAAUCAACAUUGCUUCAUUUGCUUUCAAAAAAUACACUCGUAUGUUCCGUAGAUGGAAAAGUAGAAGGAAAAUUGCCAAUGGAGAUAUCAGAAAUGGGCAUGUAUGCAUGAAGCAUAAGUCUGAAUAA
This is a messenger RNA of Saccoglossus kowalevskii, 531 nucleotides long. Its product is annotated as TLC domain-containing protein 5-like. Gene Ontology annotation, cellular component: membrane. NCBI's taxonomy places the organism in Eukaryota, Metazoa, Hemichordata, Enteropneusta, Harrimaniidae. The record is from RefSeq and is a predicted model, not a curated record.